AUGGCCUCUCCCUUGGAAAAACUGCCUUCGUUGAUAGAUUCCUCCUUUGUGAAAGCUGGCCGUUCAAUUUGGCUUCGUGAUGGGGCAGCCAACAAUAACACUGAGCCCACUAAGGCAGCCAUCACAGCUUCGUCUCGCCUUACAAUCGUGAUUCUAUUCUGGAUGGACGCACAACUUCGUCAUGCAAGCAAAUACAUCUCGGAAUAUACCAAAAUUGUACCCAACGCACGGAUUGUGUUUGUCCUCACAUCUUCCUCCGACCUAUUCCUGAACACCUCCGAGGCUUCUCAGGCACGUCGAGUUCAGCCAGUGGUUGAUGUCUUGCUGUCCUCAACGGCCUCUUCUUCUUCCCCUGGGCCGUCUUCCGAUGAUCGAAUACACCUCCAUCUCUUCUCAAACGGUGGCUGUGUCACUCUCCGAAGCAUCGCCGUAGCUUAUGAAAAAGCAACGAAGAAGCCGCUGCCGUUAACAUCACUCAUCAUGGACAGCUGCCCCGGAAAGUCCACGUUAUCCGGAGCCCAUAGAGCAGUCUCAUACGGACUUCCAAAGUCAUUUAUCCCUCGAUUCUUUGCGGGAAUGGCCGUCUACAUUGCUUUAUUAUGGGGAUUUGGCUACUGUCGUCUGUUCGGAGUAGAGUUACCUACUGAGCUUGCCUGGAAGGCGUCGGUUGAUCCCAAACUAAUCGAUAGCCUGGUGAAACGAUGUUAUAUAUAUUCCGAGAUGGACGAUUUGAUCUCGUGGAGAGAUGUUGAGGAACACUCGCUUGAAGCAGAAGGUAGAGGCUUUCAUGUAUCAAGAGAAAAAUUCCUGGGAUCGCCUCACGUUGGGCAUAUGAGACUUGAUCCUUCACGUUAUUGGGAAAUAAUCUCAUACUAUUUAAAAAUUGCGGCUGAAUAA
Nannizzia gypsea CBS 118893 is the source of this 897-nucleotide messenger RNA. RefSeq lists its product as hypothetical. The transcript has a single exon. The record is from RefSeq and is a predicted model, not a curated record. Bases 1 to 897 code for a protein of 298 amino acids. NCBI's taxonomy places the organism in Eukaryota, Fungi, Ascomycota, Eurotiomycetes, Onygenales, Arthrodermataceae.